Molecule: messenger RNA, 1047 nt
Organism: Lizanozyma spartinae
Lineage: Eukaryota; Fungi; Ascomycota; Pichiomycetes; Serinales; Debaryomycetaceae
Gene: ADH2
Product: alcohol dehydrogenase
Exons: 1
Coding region: 1-1047 (348 amino acids)
Molecular function (GO): oxidoreductase activity; zinc ion binding
Source: RefSeq, a predicted model, not a curated record
AUGUCUAUUCCAGCAACUCAAAAGGCCGUCAUCUUUGAAACCAACGGUGGUCCAUUGUUGUACAAAGACAUCCCAGUUCCAAAGCCAAAGCCAAAUGAAUUGUUGAUUAACGUCAAGUACUCUGGUGUUUGUCACACCGAUUUGCACGCUUGGAAGGGUGACUGGCCAUUGGCUACUAAGUUACCAUUGGUUGGUGGUCACGAAGGUGCAGGUGUUGUUGUCGCCAUGGGUGAAAACGUCAAGGGCUGGAAAGUUGGUGAUUACGCCGGUGUUAAGUGGUUGAACGGUUCUUGUAACUCUUGUGAAUACUGUCAAACUACAAAUGAACCAAACUGUCCUGAUGCUGAUUUGUCUGGUUACACCCAUGAUGGUUCUUUCCAACAAUACGCCACUGCUGACGCUGUUCAUGCUGCCAGAAUCCCUCAAGGUACUGACUUGGCUCUUGUUUCCCCAAUCUUAUGUGCUGGUAUCACUGUUUACAAGGCCUUGAAGACUGCUAACUUGAAGGCUGGUCAAUGGGUUGCCAUUUCUGGUGCUGCUGGUGGUUUAGGUUCUCUUGCUGUCCAAUACGCCAAGGCAAUGGGUUACAGAGUUGUUGGUAUCGAUGGUGGUUCUGAUAAGGAAGAAUUUGCCAAGUCUUUGGGUGCUGAAGCUUUUGUUGACUUCACCAAGGUUAAAGACAUUCCAGCUGAAAUCCAAAAGAUCACCAAGGGUGGUCCACAUGGUGUUAUCAACGUUUCUGUCUCUGGUGGUGCUAUGCAACAAUCUAUUGACUACGUUAGACCAACUGGUACUGUUGUUUUGGUUGGUUUGCCAGCUGGUGCAUCUGUCAAUGCUCCAGUUUUCAGUUCCGUUGUUAAGUCUAUUAGCAUUAGAGGUUCUUAUGUUGGUAACAGAGCUGAUUCUGCCGAAGCCAUUGACUUCUUCACCAGAGGAUUGAUCAAGUGUCCUAUCAAGGUUGUCGGUUUGUCUGAAUUGCCAGAAGUUUAUGAAUUGAUGGAACAAGGUAAGAUCUUGGGUAGAUACGUUGUUGACACCUCCAAAUAA